Messenger RNA from Mustela erminea (ermine), 4108 nucleotides. RefSeq names its product GULP PTB domain containing engulfment adaptor 1 (gene GULP1). Bases 1224 to 2219 code for a protein of 331 amino acids. The record is from RefSeq and is a predicted model, not a curated record. NCBI's taxonomy places the organism in Eukaryota, Metazoa, Chordata, Mammalia, Carnivora, Mustelidae. The transcript is spliced from 14 exons.
AUUUUCGGCCAGGUGGCUCUUGACGACCUACGAAGAGUUCUCUCUCCUCUAGUGCACCUUUGCGUCCGCCCCGCCAGCUCCUUCCCAGAUCCGUCUGGAGCGUGUGCCGUGUGCCGGGCCCGAGACAGUGAUGCGGCUUCGGUGCCUUGCGGAGAGACGGCGCCCGUGAGCGCUCCACUUACUCAUCAGCCGGCAAGACGGAGCGGCUCAGCAGAGCGGGUGCCGUGAGCAGGCAGCACUCUUCACCAGCCGACGAGCACCUGAUAUGUGUUUCAGGCUUCCCGCUGUGUCCGAUUUCUUCUGUAGUAGGUUUUCCUGGCAGGUACUAACAGAAAAAAAAUAAACAUUAUUUCAUAUGGCAAUAAAUUCAUAGCGUAGGAUAGUUUGUCACACGAGCUUGCUUUAGCUAUAAUAGGUGAAGAUUUUUCUUUAACUGUAUGAUCAACAGUCAUAGUUUGGGGAAAAAAAAAAGUGAAGUAAGAUGAUAAAGAGUAGAGAGGAUUUUAGCACGCAAACCAGAGGGCUGUCCUCCAGUUGUGAAAAGGAAACGAAGAGUCGGAAGUCCCCGGUUGUGGUCUUGGCUCUGAUGCUUGUAACUCCUCAAGUAUUGAUUUUCUCUCUCAGUAAAAGACGGACCCUUCCUAGAAGACAGGGUUGUUUUGAAAAUAAGUUGUUAUUAGAGCGGUGAAAACGUUCUGGAAAGUUGAACUUGCACAUUCAUCACCGUCAGCACGGAUCUAGUUUGAGUAGAUUGUUCAGACAAUAAGAAUGAAGUUAGAUGCAAAUCGCCUGACGUCCGUUUGAGCGUUCAUGACAGCACGGUCUAGUUCGUAUGCGUGCCCCGCUCCUCUGCCAGAUGAGAAGCUUCAUGAUUUCGUCGUGUGCCCAGUGUACAGCGCUGGGCAGGUGUUCAGGAAGGUUCCCUGGAUAGGAAACUAUCUUCAUUUAUCUCAAAGUGAUUGAAGAAUAACUGAAAAACUAGAGAUCUCGUUGAUGUUUGGUGAGGAUAGAAAUCACUCCCUCCUGAUGAAGAAAAUGUGUAACAGAGGAGGCUGCAGAGAAAGAACUUCGUAGCUUGGGAAAGAAAGUGAUUGAAGAACUCAGGUGGCAACUGCAUGAUUGAAACUAUCCGAAGUCAAGAGUCUGCAUAUUCUUUCAACCAUAUUCAAGCUCUCCCAGGCUAUAAAGUGUGAUUGAACUGAACAUCUGUUUGGCUGAUCAUCAUGAACCGUGCUUUCAGCAGGAAGAAAGACAAAACAUGGAUGCAUACUCCCGAAGCUUUAUCAAAACAUUACAUUCCCUAUAAUGCAAAGUUUCUUGGCAGUACAGAAGUGGAGCAGCCCAAAGGAACAGAAGUUGUGAGAGAUGCUGUCAGAAAACUCAAGUUUGCAAGACAUAUCAAGAAAUCCGAAGGCCAGAAAAUCCCUAAAGUUGAGCUGCAAAUAUCAAUAUACGGGGUAAAAAUUCUGGAACCGAAAACAAAGGAAGUCCAACACAAUUGCCAGCUUCAUAGAAUAUCAUUUUGUGCAGAUGACAAAACUGACAAGAGGAUAUUCACUUUCAUAUGCAAAGAUUCUGAGUCAAAUAAACAUUUGUGCUAUGUAUUUGACAGCGAAAAGUGUGCUGAAGAAAUAACUUUAACAAUCGGCCAAGCAUUUGACCUGGCAUACAGGAAAUUUCUAGAAUCUGGAGGAAAAGAUGUGGAAACAAGAAAACAGAUUGCAGGAUUGCAGAAAAGAAACUUAGUGUUCUCAUGUGACUUUGCUUCACUUCCUGAUGCUUCUCAUGGGGAUCAGAGCAGCAGAAGCAGCAGAUGCUGGAUUCAAGACUUAGAAACCGAAAAUAUGGAACUUAAAAACAAAGUACAAGAUUUGGAAAGCCAGUUAAGAACAACCCAAGUAUCAACAUCUCCAGCAGGCACCGGGACACCCAAGGCCCCCUCCACCGACAUCUUUGACAUGGUACCGUUUUCUCCGGUAUCACACAUGACUUCAACCCCUGCUCGCAAUGGCACGCAGCCGCCGCCGGUACCCAGCAGAGCUACUGAGAUCAAGCGGGACCUGUUCGGAGCAGAACCGUUUGACCCGUUUACCUGCGGAGCGGGGGAUUUCCCUCCGGACAUUCAGUCGAAGCUGGAGGAGAUGCAGGAGGGGUUCAAAAUGGGACUAACUCUUGAAGGCACAGUAUUUUGUCUCGACCCAUUAGACAGCAGGUGCUGAUGUCAAGAACAAGAAAUCCAGAUUUGUGUUAAAUUUGUUUUAUAUGCAUAUAGAUCAUUCCUUAGUACCAUAUGACAGGUAGUGUCUGUGUGCCAAUAUGUUUUUGAAGAUCUUCACUUUUUGCAAAUUAUUUUAGUAAAAUGUCUUCCACUAUUGAUCUAUAACGUUUAUUUUAAAAAUAAGUCACUGUAAAGUAAAUCAUACUUUCAUGUUCCUUUCUGUGUCUCUUGUAGAUGAAUUCAGAAUCAAAGAACAAAUUAUCCAAAUAUCUGCCUUGUGUCUGAGUUCUAAAUAAUUAGCAUCUUGAAAUCUGUGUUCAUUUUCCAGGCUGCUACUUUAUUAUUCAUUCCCCAAAGCCAUACCUUGAUGAUACCUUUCAGUCUUGAGGAGAUAUACCAAUGCUAAACUUAGUAUAUUCUGUAUUCAGACCAGUAAGCAUGUUACCAUGCAUUAGACAGGUGUUAUUUUAUGUAUUAGAUGUUGUUCAUAUCAUCGGCAAAAUGUAAACUUUGAAUAUAAUGCCGCCAGGUCAUUUUUAGCAGGUAAAAUAGCAAAAAUAUAAUUUCCAAUAAUAAUUAAGCCAAAUAAUUAUUUAUUAGUAAAAGCAAAGUAAUAAUGUUAGCUACUACAGUCAGUCAUACUCUAAAUCUUUUAUUUAUUUCAUAAGUAAGGAUAAUAGUAAAAGCCAAAAAUUUGCUCAUUACAAAUACACUUAAGAUUUAAUUUCUAAAGAGAUAUGUUACAUUGCUAAACAUCUAAACAUCAUCUGAUCUAAUAUUUUCUUUAAAAAAUGGAAUGUCGGUUGUCUACAGUUGCAAAAUCUAUUACCCACAUUUACUUUACCAAAUAUAUUUUUCUUACUGAAUAUUAUUCUCAUAUUUUCUUCUUUGAUAAACAUAUUCUCACCAGAUUUUAUUUUGUGACGCCCCUUUAGUUUUGGUACUUUAAAAUCUCUAACAAUUAUUCUUUAUGAAUCAACAGUAUUAUUUAGCAACUUUAAUUCGUAUUUGUUUCUGUUGAAGUCAGAAUUUCAUUUUUUACAAAAAUCAAGUGGCUUCUCAGUUUGGGUUAACAUGAACAAUGAAAUUUUCUUUCAUAAUAUGCUGAUGAACUCUGACCUGUUAAAAUGUUAAUUUUCUAUAUCUUUGCCUAUCAUGUAACAGAUUUUAAUUGGUAUUCAGUACAAGAAGGAUUUAUAGUUAAAAUUUAUAAUUUGGUUCAUUGCAUCAUAAGAAAAACAGAUUAAAUUAAUAAAAAUGUGAGCUUAGAUUAGGGAUAUAUCUCAAAAAUAGAUUUUUUUCUUUUACUCCUGGGAAAUUUUGUCAAGUGCUAAGGGUACAUAUUCACUAGGAAAAGAAAUUAUAAAAUGCUUAUGCAAUGUUAUAUUUGUAUGUAUCUUCAUAAUGUUCUAUGGUAGACAUAAGCCUUCUUACUUGUUUCUGUAUUGGCUAAGUUGUACCUUAGUUAGAGCUUAGCAUAUGUUUCAUAAAGGAGAAUCUUUAUAAUUUUGUUUGUCAUAUAGUAUUUUGGAAUUUGUAUAAUGAGGAUGUUUAGAAGCCAUAUUAGUGGCUUUUUUUAACAGAUAGAAUUUGUAUUUUUAUUGUACUUCAAAAGCUUUAUGUAAUAGGUAUAUAUUUAGUGGCCAUUUAUUACCAAUGGUAACACCAUAGAGUACUAAGAUGGAAUUUGCACACUUAAGAUACGUUACCUUACCAUUUUUAAUGGUAAUCAGUUCUGCUGCUGGCAUGACUAAAUAGUACACAAUUGGUUAUUAAUUAUGAACGUUCAUUUCUCCAGUCCAUUUUUAUGAAGAUCUGGUUGAAAAUUGUAUUUCUAUGUAAACUCAAUGAUAUGUUUGAUUUUGCUGAGAAUAAAUGAUUUUAAAUAAA